AAGAGAAAUAGUAGACAAAAUGAUGAAAAUAAAGAAUUAAAGAUACUGAACGUUUUCUAGUGAAAAUUAUGCACAGCUGUCUUUUUUUGUUAUAAUAUAAAUGAAAUAAGAACGAAAUAGCACUGGAUGAAAAUUAAGUCCGACCUUUCCUCUCGAGCAGCGAUGCGGCUGAUAAAGGAAUUUUUAAUAAUCUUCUACUUAGAAUCGCAAUACUGUUCGAGGGGAAAGGUGUAAGGUGUUGAUGAUUAAAGGCGGGAGAUUUGGUGAUAAGUAAGCCAAGGGGAAGAGUACUCGAGUGCACUCGUGAGGAAAGGCACCUUGCGACCGGUGAACAUAAGUCCUUUGAUAGUUUAAUUGACGCUACUGUUAGCCAUUUAAACUCGUCAAACGUACAAUUUAUGCGACUUGCCAUUUUUCUUAUUUCAAUAUUAAUUUUAAUACCAAAGAAUGAUUUUGCGUUUCUCCUACUUCAUAUUUGCGUUACACGUAUUGAUAAGAAAGGUGAAGUUUAAUGAAGUUUAAUAACAUGUAUAAUUCUUUUAUUUAUUAAAAUAGAAGAAGCAUUAUUUUAGCAUUAAAAUAGAAAUUUAGUAUAUUAAUAGUAUAAUACAUACAUCUAUUAUAGUUUGCUUGAUUUUUCACAUACUACUUUCACAUUACUACUUUCAACGUUUAAGAUAUUAAACUAUUUAAUUAUAGAAUUUUGUUAACAAAUAUAUCUUGUACAAAUAUCUUGUAUAUAUGUAUAUAUAAAAGAUACAUCUUUCUGAUUUUUGGUAAACUUAAUCAUAGACACGAUUGAUACCGACGUUAUACAAUCGUUAACUUUUCGUCAACUUGUAUUUAAUUUCGCAUCCAAUUAGAGACUGCAUCGAGGGAUGGAGUGUGUGACGAGCGUAUGAUAGAUCGAUCGCCCGUCGCUGUUUUCGAUUUCGACAUUUCACCGCCCUCGAAAACGAAUCGCUUCCGAGAACCAUAUGGCAUCCCAUCAAAUUUUCCACUUUAUACAUUAAACAUCUAAAAUAUUUAAAAUUAUUCUGCAUAUAUAAUUUGCAUCAUUUUCUAUCAUUGAAAUAUCUCAUAUGCAUUACUUUGUUUCCUUACAUUUCAGAGAUAUAAUAAUAUAAUUUGUUUUUUAAGGAUUUUGAAUUGAAGAAUAAGCAUUUGAAGUUUAAAAGUACAUGAAAAAUGAUAAUACAUGCCAUAUUAAAUAAUUUUACAUGUUGUGAUGUAGUCUUUACAUACAGUGAUAUUGAUCAAGAGCCUUUAGAAGUCUUCUUUCGAAUAAAAAUUGCAAAAAAACUUCCUAUUUGAAAACGUGUCUCUUUGAUGUUUGAUAAUAAAAACAUUGAUGUCUUUUAUUCCCUUACUUUCGUAUCUCACACUAAUUCACAAUAAAGUAGAAAACAGUUUCCAUGCGCGACAUAAAAGGUAAGAUAUCAAAUAAAGAAAGAUGAAAAUUGAUACCUUCAAUCUCAAAUGGUAAGAAAUAAGGUGGAAAAGACGUUACGGAAGUUUGCAUGUUCAAUUUUGCAUAGAUGAUAGUACUUUGCGCGACUAUCAUACAUGCAUCGACUAUGACAUAAUUGAAAUGAUUACUUCAAGAGUUGACGUAUACAAAGAAUGGUUAAUGUUGCAAGGUAUUGCAUGUGAUUGAUAGGAGUCGUGUUUCCAAUGUUCCGUUAAACCACACAAAAUGGACUUCUUUGACAGUCGCAACUACAGAAUCAAUAAAAUACUGCUGUCGAUAAUUGGCCAAUGGCCCUUUCAAUCGCCCAGAACGAGCCACACUAUAGUCAUCAUCUUCGUGCUCAUAGUUUGCUCGCAACUUUUCGUCAAGCUAUGCGGUAUGUUUUCCUACAUUUAUGACCUGGAUACCGUGAUCGAAUGUCUCAUUCCGAUACUGAUUGAUAUAUCCGGAUUAACGAAAAUAAUGAAUUCCAUAUUGUAUGCGAAUGAGAUAAGAGGACUGUUUGAUCAAAUACGAGACGACUUUCUGUCGUUAAGAAAUUCCAGUGAUAUCGAGAUUCUUCGAAAAUACGCAGACAAUGGCAGAAGACUUUCAACCAUUUACGUCUGCUUGUUGUACAUGGUAAUCGUAAUAUUCCUGUUGCUGCCUCUUAAACCAUUAAUCUUUCACGGUGCUAAUACCACCACUCGACCACUAUUAUUACACAAAGUCAAAUAUUAUUACAUCGACAUAGACAAAUAUUAUUUUCUAAUUUGGAUUCACGGAUAUUUGGCCUCCUUAAUUUGCGGCACCUGGAUCAUCGCGGCUGACGCGACAUUCAUGAUAUUUGUGCAACAUGCCUGCGGAUUGUUUAUUGUUACGACUGUGCGGAUAGAACGGGUGAUCCAACAGAAGGGAUGUUUGACCAGGGAUGCUAAUUCCUCUAUCACGGAAGACAAGGAGUAUCAAAAUAUGAUGCGAUGUAUUUGUGAUCAUAAGGCGGCGGUAAGGUUUACCGAUCUCCUAGAAGUCGCGUACUCCAAACACUUUCUGUUUCACGUUGGAAUGGUUAUGAUGACCAUUAGCGUUACGGGCGUUGGGGCUAUAGCACAAUUGCAGGAUAAAUCUGAGCUUCUUAGACUAACAGUACUCUCAUGGGCAUUAUUAUUUCAUCUAUGUUGUGAAUGUUUAAAUGCUCAAAGAAUAAUUGAUUACAGUGAAUAUGUUUAUAAUAAUCUAAUAAAUUUAAACUGGUAUGAUACAUCACUUAGAACAAAGAAACUUAUUCUCUUUAUGAUGAUGAAAAUUCAAGCGCCCUGUAUAUUAACAGCUGGUGGUAUGUUUGUUUUAUCUAUGGAAACUUACGCUACGGUAAGACAAUUUUCUCCGAGUUUGUAUUUUCAUCCACAAAAUAACGCUAAACAAUUUAUGAUUACAAAUUCGUGUCAACGCAUAAAGUUGUUUGAUUUGAUAGGACAGUUUUCUAUCUCUCGAUUUAAAAAAAAACCGUACGCGGUACAAUUUUUCUCAAUUACGCGCCCACCAAACGGAAUAUCUAAUGAGGCCCGCGAGUACCAUCCCGCGUGUGCGCUUUCUGCUUGGUUGCAAGCACAGUGCUAUACCUGCUGCGAGAUAGUCAAGAUGGACAGCGUUCAGGCUCAAUAUAUGCGUAUUAAUCAGUUUCUAAUGUGCCUCAUCGGUGAAUGGCCGUAUCAGGAUAAUUGGGAGAAAAUUCUGAUCCAAAUCAUCUUCGUGCCUGCAGUAUUCUCUCAGGCGGUUUUACAGGGCGGCGGCAUGAUCACCGCGUGGUUUGCAGGUGACAUUGACGCUUUUAUGGAGAGUUCGUCACCUUUUGUGAUUAGUUUAAUGUGCAUCUGCAAACAUAUUAAUUACACGUACAAUCAUGGACAGAUGAGGCAACUUACCGUUACAAUGGCAGACGAUUGGAACAUUUAUUCAAAGUUUAGCCAUGAAUUCGACAUCCUUUGUAGGAGUUAUGCGAUAGGCAAAAGAGUUACGAUUGCUUACGCAGUUUCUCUGUACGGCUCGAUGACUCCCUUUUUGGUUGUGCCGGUGAUAUUAAAUACAGCCAGUUAUAUGGGACUGUACAACAUUUCGGAGGGUAGGCCGCUGAUGUUCCGCACGGAGUAUUUUCUAGACUCCGAGAAGUAUUAUUAUCCGUUGCUGGUGCAUUCGUACAUCGGCACCCUCGGAUUCGUCACGAUCGUCGUGGCGAUCGACUCGAUGUUGGUAUUCCACAUCCAGCACGAGUGUGGGAUGUGCGAAAUCCUAGGAUAUCGGCUAGCGCGGAUUGUCGAUGAAACUACUUUAGAUGUAGAUUUGCAUCUGCCUAAAGAAGAAGAUGUGUCAUACAGACAUAUUAAAAAGUGUGUGAUCAUGCACAACCACAUAAUAGAAUAUGCCAGACGUAUCGAAAUUGCGAAUACGACGUCGUACUUUUUCCAAUUAGGCUUUAAUAUGAUGGGCAUGACUUUUACAAUAUUCCAGGCAGUGGUCAAGUUGUCUGAUCCAAAAGAAGCCUUACGAUUUGCAUCGUUCACGAUAUGCUUGUUUUCUGUUCUUUUUCUCGAGAGCUGGCCAGGUCAGCAAUUAUCAGAUUACACUGAUAAAAUUUUUGCGUAUAUAACGGGCGGAAGAUGGUACGCAUUUUCGCUGAAUGUCAGAAAGGUGAUCAGCAUUAUGCUACUCAGGAGUUACGUGCCGAUUAGAAUAACCGCAGGCAAGCUGUACACUUUAAACUUGGAGAAUUUUUCCUCAGUCGUACGCACGUCAUUCUCUUACUUCACCGUUCUUUGCUCUAUGCAAUGAGCGUUGUGGAAAAAGCAAAUAUCAAUGACAGUACACGCGUAUUAUAUUUUUCGGCAAGUGUGCUAUACAUUCUUCGCACUUACUCGCGCAAAUUUCGGAAAUCUUCUGGAAGAUUUCUAGCAAAACGCGUGUGGUUAAGUGCAUUAGUCGAAACUAUUAUAUCA
Messenger RNA from Ooceraea biroi (clonal raider ant), 4443 nucleotides. RefSeq lists its product as uncharacterized. Lineage: Eukaryota; Metazoa; Arthropoda; Insecta; Hymenoptera; Formicidae. The record is from RefSeq and is a predicted model, not a curated record. Gene Ontology annotation, molecular function: olfactory receptor activity; odorant binding. Gene Ontology annotation, cellular component: plasma membrane. Gene Ontology annotation, biological process: sensory perception of smell; detection of chemical stimulus involved in sensory perception of smell.